AUGGUCAAAACACUUCAAACAUGCAAGAAGUCCACCGGCGGUACUGCUCCUCGCAUCAUGUUGAAGCUACCACACUCAACACUAGAGGCUCCUGCAAUGCAGGAGAUGGAAGUGUGUGAUCCCUUCCGGCACAAUGAGUUCUGUAUCGUGUGCCGUGACGGUUCUGUCGAUGAAGAUCGCCUCUUCCUGUGCAACGCGUGCCCGAGGGUUAUGUGCUCUCAUUGCAUAGAUAUCCCCUCAGGCGCCGCGCACCAGCUAGAGGCUGACGACGUCACCUUCCUAUGCGUCUAUUGCCAUGUAGGAAAGGAGCGGCAUGGACGCGGAGGAUACUCACCUUACUUUGGUUUUUACCGCAAUGACAAGCCGUUGUUCCCCUCCUUCCUCCCCAUCCGCGCCACACUGGAGGUCUCCCUUCACUCGCAACUAUCUUCUACGCCGGUACUGAUGCUCCAUCUCAUCCUCGUCGACCAUGACACGACCGGCGGUUCCUUUGAACUUACUGCCGACUUCCUUCGUCCUUACUUUCCCAGCGGUGGACUCGAGUUCCAAGCUGUUACCUUCGACAUUGGCAAUGAUACGAAGAUCGCAAAGUAUCAGUCAGAUGCAGCUCGCACCGUCCAGUCGCUGUUGAAGUCCACCUGGACUCGUGUAGUUAUCGCUAUCACCAACCAUACAGAUAACGAUGAAGGUGAUCUGUUCGUGGGGUACGAAACUAAGAAGAAGAGUUAUGUUUCUGCGCGUGUUCACACAGUUUUGGACAUUCUCCUUUCACCUUGGGACCCAUUGAUUCGUGGCGCCGCAGAAUCUUACCUUUGGCUGUUGUCUUGUGGUGCGCUGAUCAACAAACCAACUUCGUUUGCAUGCCUGCAAGCGGCGGUUAUCAAUCAUCGCAUGACUGCCACUAUUGGCUUCAACGCCGUUCGCUUCCAACCCACCUUCGCAACUCACCUUCUUCUGGCCUUCGCAGAACUUGUUCUGAUUGAGUGCUUCGCCAUUCAGGUCGCAUUCCCCGAUAUGUUGGGACAAUCCUACAAAUUGGGGCGCCAUAGCGACGUGUUCUUGAUGAUGCCGAAUAGCAGUGGCUCAUUAACUGUUACCCGGUACGCCUGGACUCAUACUGAACUCUGCCCAUGGGGGCAAUACUUGCCAGUUCAGUGCCCCCAGUGUGGCUGGAUCAAUGCUUGGCGUUCUGUCAAUGUGGGCAAGGUGUACCACUUUGAAUGCAAGAAUGAUGCUUGCAGGAAAGGGUUCUCAUUCUCCCAACCAGCUAAUUCAAGGGUGCUUCUUCCUGGUAAGCGGCCUGGUUCUUGUUGGAUUUCCAUUCCCUUGGAACCCACACCCAGUACUCCUGCUGAGGACGACUUUGAAUAG
Molecule: messenger RNA, 1371 nt
Organism: Suillus paluster
Lineage: Eukaryota; Fungi; Basidiomycota; Agaricomycetes; Boletales; Suillaceae
Exons: 5
Coding region: 1-1371 (456 amino acids)
Source: RefSeq, a predicted model, not a curated record